AUGGAAUUCAAGUGCGUUCUUGUUGGAGAUAAUUGUGUUGGUAAAAAUAAACUUGCUGCAAUUUGUGCAGGCAUAAUUGCCCCAGGAGAAAUCCCACCAACUGCUGUUCAGGAUCAAAAAGUCUCUAUUAGUGUUGAUGGUGUUAUGAAUACUAUAAAUAUAAUUUCUACUGAGGGUUCUGAAGAAUAUGCACGAUUAAGACCAUUAUCAUAUCCAGCUACUGAUGUUUUUAUUGUUUUAUUUUCUAUAACUGAUGCUGACUCAUAUAAUCACGUAGAAAAACUAUGGAAACCUGAAAUUAAAGAAUAA
This is a messenger RNA of Entamoeba histolytica HM-1:IMSS, 309 nucleotides long. Its product is annotated as small GTPase RhoQ, putative. The transcript has a single exon. The record is from RefSeq and is a predicted model, not a curated record. Gene Ontology annotation, molecular function: GTP binding; GTPase activity; protein kinase binding. NCBI's taxonomy places the organism in Eukaryota, Evosea, Mastigamoebida, Endamoebidae. The coding region runs from base 1 to 309 and encodes 102 amino acids. Gene Ontology annotation, cellular component: cytoplasmic vesicle; cell projection; cytoskeleton. Gene Ontology annotation, biological process: cortical cytoskeleton organization; regulation of cell shape; actin filament organization.